AACACCGAGACAAACGAAGGUUGACUGACUGCUGUUACCAACAACAAAAAGACAAACAACGCAAUAGUAUCUUUUUUAUUUACCUUUGCGAAAUCGAUUAUUACUGUCAAAGCUGAAUAUAUUCCCAGUACAACCGUAUAAGAAUCAGAAGUUUGCAAAGAGGUUCAAAACGAGUACUCGAGUGCAGUCCAAGAGGGCAACGAGGUCGUGCUCGCGAUCACAAACACAAACAUCACAAACAUCAUAACCUGUUUGUGUUUUCAUUGAUUUUGCUAUGUUUUGAAUUGUCUUUUGCCGGUGCUUGUCUUCGGGAAACUCGCUUUGAGUAUCUUGUUCCCCCUGCUACGAGAUAUCUGCAAGGUGACAUCAUGAGCUCUGGAUUUGUCACUGAAAAAGAAAUAGAGGAGAGGCGGCAAAAGCGACAAGAAGAAUGGGAGAAAGUUCGAACAGCAGAGCAGCCCCUUGAGGCUCCUGAAGAAGUUUAUGAUCAUCGGUCUUUGUUUGAAAGAUUGGAAGAGCAACGGAAAAAGAAAGAUGAUGAGUUUGAAGAGGCUCAUAAGCUUAAGAACAUGGUGAGAGGUCUUGACGAUGACGAAGUUGACUUCUUAGACACUGUCGAAAGGGUAAAGGAAACUGUUGAGAAACGAACCCGAUUAGAAGAACGUAAAGAAAUAGAUGAGUUCCGCAAUGCUGUAGCCACCUUAGCUGAAAAGAGUGUUGAGGAGAGAUUGAAGUCAGAGAUUCGUAAUCCUGCCCCUCUUAGCAAGCCUGCAAGUAAUCGCAGUUCCCAAAUGAAGUUGUUGGCUGGUGCUGUUGUUCGGAAGAGAUCUUCUAAUGAGCCCUCACCCCCACCUAAAAAGGCUCACACAGACCUAAAAGAUUCAACAAAUGAAUCUCAAAGUGCUGAAACCAAACCAGACGUCAAAUCUGAUCCUGAAAUUUCUGAGAAUGUAUCUUCAACAGAGCCUAUUAUCAAACCCGCUGGAAUAAUAUUACCAUCAGGGCUGAAGUGUGUCGGCACCCUGCCAGGACUGGGGUCGUACGACGAUAGCAGUGACAGUGAUAAUAGUUCUGAUUCUGAUUGUGAGUUACCUCUACCAUCACAGUUUGAUCUUCUGGGCCGUACGGCUGAGCUCAUAAAGCUUGCUAAGCAGUCACAGCAGCAACAGCAGCACACUCAGUGAAUUAUUGUACCAUGUCCUAGCCUCUCUGAGACUGCUAUAAAUUUUAUUGUUAUUUUAAUUAAGUAUAUAUCUCCCAGUGAUAUUUAAAGUGAGAUGCACUGUAUAUUUUCCAUUCUCCUGGUGAUCUCGAUUUGGUCUUGCUUUUGCUGAAGAAUGCGUGUUGCAUGGACUUUUUUUCUUCUUUACUCUUAGCAAUUUAAUUAUUUUUAAUAUUACUGCUGGGAUUUUUCCUUGGAAGAGUGUGAUAUUUUAGUUCUUCUUUCCCACAGGUCCUUGAAACAGUCAUCUGGUUUUGAUGUAUUUCAAUUGUUUGACUUCUGCACCAUUCAUUUGGUCCAGGGGGAAAUACAGAGGGAAGUAUGGGUGCUUAGCAUCCCGUCUUGAUACCAUAUCUGUUUGCUAGUUAUGCUUAGUCACACAGAGUGAUGUGUUUCAAAAGCACUGCAGCUAUGUAGCAGCCAUGCUGCCAUGCAAUAUCCUAAUAAAAGCUCUUUGCUAAACCUGUAGAUCAGUCUGCAGUGUACCUUUCA
Messenger RNA from Thrips palmi, 1714 nucleotides. RefSeq names its product PSME3-interacting protein. Lineage: Eukaryota; Metazoa; Arthropoda; Insecta; Thysanoptera; Thripidae. The record is from RefSeq and is a predicted model, not a curated record. Bases 369 to 1184 code for a protein of 271 amino acids. Gene Ontology annotation, cellular component: nucleus. The transcript has 6 exons.